This is a messenger RNA of Xiphophorus maculatus (southern platyfish), 1507 nucleotides long. RefSeq names its product histone H2A-like. Gene Ontology annotation, cellular component: nucleosome. The coding region runs from base 26 to 412 and encodes 128 amino acids. The record is from RefSeq and is a predicted model, not a curated record. NCBI's taxonomy places the organism in Eukaryota, Metazoa, Chordata, Actinopteri, Cyprinodontiformes, Poeciliidae. Gene Ontology annotation, molecular function: structural constituent of chromatin; protein heterodimerization activity; DNA binding. The transcript has a single exon.
CGGAAGUGCGUUUGAGCGAGACAAGAUGUCUGGACGCGGAAAGACCGGCGGCAAAGCCAGGGCCAAGGCCAAGACCCGCUCGUCCCGUGCGGGGCUCCAGUUCCCCGUGGGCCGUGUCCACAGGCUGCUGCGUAAGGGGAACUACGCCGAGCGCGUCGGUGCCGGAGCUCCGGUGUACCUGGCUGCGGUUCUGGAGUACCUGACCGCCGAGAUCCUGGAGCUGGCCGGGAACGCGGCCCGCGACAACAAGAAGACCAGGAUCAUCCCCCGCCACCUGCAGCUGGCCGUCCGCAACGACGAGGAGCUCAACAAGCUGCUGGGCGGCGUGACCAUCGCUCAGGGCGGCGUGCUGCCCAACAUCCAGGCCGUCCUGCUGCCCAAGAAGACCGAGAAGCCGGCCAAGGCCAAGUGAACGUCGGCAGCCCGAGCGACAACCCAACGGCUCUUUUAAGAGCCACCCACCCACUUCCGUCCGAAGAGCCAGAGUUUCUAAACUCCACCCGAGUUGCAUGACCUAUCAUAUAAUAAAUUAAAAUCCAGUAAACGGCAGUCACCCUAGAAAGAGGCGACCAACUUUAAAAAGGAAUAAACAUGAAAUGCUCAAUGUUCCCCACAGCAAUGAAACGUUGCAGAUGGAAAGAUGUGCGGGAUUUCUUUGGGUCUCAAUGAUCAAAUGUAGGAUUGUGCUCUGUGCUCGUCUAACUUCAACUGGUGGAAAAGCCUCUGGACCACCGGACGUUUCACCGGCCUGACAGGGAGGGAGAGAGAGAGAGAGUCCCACAGCAAACCUUCAGUUGGACCUGCGGUUCCGUUGCUCUGUGCGGCCUUCAGCAACCAGUCUGGCAACAUCCAGACUGGCAACACGGCCAGAUCCUUUACGUGGUUCCUAAAGCAGAAUUAAAGAAUCUGCUGCUUGUCAGGGUUUUGCAUGUAACAAACCUGAGGAGGAUGAGAGGAGAGGAAACCCAGAGUAGCAGCCUGAGCGUUAGAACUUCACUUUGGAUCAUCUUGGUUAUGCAUUUUUCUUUGUUAGCUCAUUUGAAAAACUAGCCACCAGUUUGCUGCUGCUGCUGCUGCUGCUGCUGCUGCAAAGUUUGAUACCUGCAGUAAUUUUACUGGACAAUUCCUAAUAAUUUGGAGAAAGUUGUAACUGUUGGAUUGAUGAGAGAAAAUGUGAAAACAGACAACUUUGAUUGAUUGAUUGAUUGAUUGAUUGAUUGAUUGAUUGCGGUCAAAUGAAUUUUUGUUUUGUUUCCAUCUUUUAUUUCCACAUGAAGUGACGGGGAACCUUUGAGACGCUCCCACUCCACUACCUCCUAGUUUUGACGGUGUUUUAUUUUACAAUCCGGUUCUCCGAGCGGAAGUGCGUCCGCUGGUCGUUGGCAACUUGAGGCGGAAGUAGAAACGUGUCUGGCCGACUGUCUUCACUUAGGUCCGCGACAUGUAUUGAAAUCCGGACGCCCAGCCUUCCGCAGUCAGUGUCUCGUCGUCGACGCACAGCGAGAGA